AUGGGAUUUGACGAUUUGAUACCAGACCUUGGAGGUUUCGGACGCUACCAGAUAUUUUCACUACUUACAUUUAUGAUCUUCUUUGGUCCAAACGGAUGGCAGCACAUUAUCACAGUUUUCAUAGCUGGUCGAAUACCACAUUGGUGCAACGUGCCAGAAUUAGAGCAUCUCAACCAUUCGACAUUCCUGCAUAUAGCUGUCCCCCUUGAGGAGAAUCAGUAUGGGGAGGCCGUGUAUAGUCAAUGUAGGGUCUACGAUUUCAACUACUCCAGCAUGGGGAACAUCACAGCCGAGGAUGUGGCCAACUGGAAGCCGAAUGGAAACAUCUCUACCAGAAAAUGUAGUGGAUAUAUCUAUGAUACAAGCAAGUUUUCAUCUACACUUGUAAGCCAGUAUGAUCUUGUGUGCGACAGAAAUUGGCUUUAUACUUUGGCAGCAUCAGCCUUCAUGGCGGGGUUGUUCUGUGGAGCUUUCUUCUCUGGUACAUUGGCGGACAGGUUUGGACGACAACGAAUCUUCUCAAUUAUGUUGAUGUUACAAUUGCUCUCUACCCUCGGUGCGGCCUUGGUUCCGAACUAUGCAGCGUUUUUGGUACUACGUGGAUUUGUGGGUCUAUCAUCUUUGGGCACAUAUCAGACGUUAAUGGCCUACAUUCUGGAGGUUAUACCCAAGGAAGCCAGGUCCAAGGGGUUUUUCAUCCUCAUGCUGGGACGUUCGGCAAGAGGUCUGCUUGUAUUAUGGGCUUACUUUAUACGAAGUCAUGUACACCUCCAAAUAAUGGCGUCACUUUGUUUUAUACCUGCAUUGAUAGCGACUUUCUUGCUAUCAGAGUCCCCACGCUGGUUAAUGGCGACUGGAAGGCUGAAAGAGGCAGAAAAGGUGUGCAGAAGGAUUGCGAGGAUAAAUGGUGUGAAACUUCCAGAAAAUUUCAACAUAAAUAAAUUCACAGAGGUAGAAGAUGAAACAGCGAGUGAUGGGAAUAAAAAGAAUGCAACCUUAUUUGAUUUAUUCAGGACUCCACGUUUGAGGAAGCGCACCAUUCUCUCAUAUUGUCUCUGGUUUUCAGUGGUCUUCUUUUCAUAUGGUCUUGGACUCAAUAUUGAAAAAAUCAUUCCCGGGGAUAUUUAUCUAAACAUGUUCCUUAUGAUGUUUGUGAACGAGGUUGGCAGUUUAGUGAUUGGAUAUGUUGCGCUGUUUAAACUGAAGAGAAGGGUCGUAGUGUCUGCCUGGCUCAUCAUCGCCGGUAUCAGUGUUGUGGUCAUGGCUCCAGUAUUACUACUGAAUAUCAGCGGUAUUGUGAUUGCUCUAGGCCUGAUUGCAUCAGUGGUGGUAGCCAAUCUAUGGGCGUUAGUGUAUUUGUACUCGGGUGAGCUGUUUCCAACGGUGGUACGGACUAUCGGAAUGGGGAGUGGUUCUAGCGUCGGGAGACUUGGUGGCCUUAUCACACCUCAACUCCCAUUGUUGGGUGAAAUUUGGUAUGGUUUACCCUACAUAGUUCUAGGCAUAGUGCCAAUAGUAGUUGGAGUGCUUGUGCUAUGCCUGCCUGAGACUAAGGGACAGAGGCUACCUGAUACCCUAGAAGAAGCAGAGCUAUUUGGAACAGCUGAAUACAACAACAGAGGUAGUGAAAUGGGAGCACUAACAUCCAUUAAUAAGAUACCAGGUCCUGUUUUGAAUAACAAUGUACAAGAUAAUGGAGAGCCAUGAAUGCCGUCAACCUGGUCAACGUUAUAGAAAAAGAACAUUUUGACUCAUAAAUCCAAACGCCUCUAGUAAUGAGCACUUUGCAACAAGAGAGUAGAUAUAUAUCGAUAGGACCUCCUACCCUUUUACACCGGUACCACUGAACCAAAUGUGGCCAUAGAUAUGCAAUGC
Molecule: messenger RNA, 1875 nt
Organism: Owenia fusiformis
Lineage: Eukaryota; Metazoa; Annelida; Polychaeta; Sabellida; Oweniidae
Source: the annotation of a GenBank genome assembly